Cylindrotheca closterium is the source of this 1188-nucleotide messenger RNA. Lineage: Eukaryota; Bacillariophyta; Bacillariophyceae; Bacillariales; Bacillariaceae. The record is from the annotation of a GenBank genome assembly.
AUGGAGCUGGUCUCUCUUCCUGCCCUUCGCGUGUAUUGGUCCUCCAAGGACCGCCUCUCCAAGCAGUCCAUCCGUGAGGUCGAUUGGAUAUCUCUUGCACGCGCCAUGAAGGCCCUCCCAGCCAAUCUCCAACGCUGGACACCCAAGCAUAUCUUCGGUAUGACAGGGGUGGGAAAAUUCUUGGCCAUUUGGAACCGUUCGACGAAGAGCUCUUGCCCCAGAUGCUCCUCCUGCCCGGUGGAAGACCACCUCCAUGUCCCACGCUGUUCUGCUCCUACUGCAGCUGCAGAAUGGUCAAAACGCCAUCUGGCCUUCCGGACCUGGAUGCAGACUCAGCAGACCGCCCCAGAGAUCGAAGCCUUUGAAUACCUGAAGACGGUCCGCCAACCUUCCUUGGGAGUCCCCAACGUCCGAGCCUGUGAAGAUGACACUGAUUUUCUGUUUGAAGACAUGGACAGUGAACUGGACUUUGAAGAGAUGUUGAGUGGAGAUGAUUUAUUCACCAAGAUUGCAGCUAUGGCUGACAGGAAGCAAGUUGAUCUUGAAGAUCUCCCGACGGCGGAACGAACCUUGCAAGCAACCACACAAAAUGAUCGAAUGCUACGAUACAAGAGGAUUAAUCAAUACUUCUUCAUGGACACAUUCCUUGCUGCUAAGAAUGGUGGUCGAUCUACCCGGAGCGGUACGAACUCCACACCUGCUCCUACCACUGGUGCUGCCAAUCAACCUGUCAGCCCUGCAACUCCAACCGUUGGCAAUACUGCCGGUACGCCUGCCAAUGCUACCGUGCCCCCUGGUUUACUCUUGCAAGCCUUGAAACGGGGAAAAGUGGCCAAAAUCUGCCCAUUUGAUGCCUCUGCCUUUUUGGGCCUGUUGGACAACGAUGACAGCGACGCUGAUGACGAGGAGGAUAACAUCAAGAUUCACGGUCAGAAAGCAAACUGGGAUAUCUAUUAUUUCAGAAGUCAUUUUGUCCAAAAAGAACAAGCAAAAAUGGUCCAAUCUUGCCCAUUCUUUGCACCCUUUUUGGGCAUUCCUGAUGAUUCUGACGGUGCCAUCAAAUCAGUUUCCGAUGAUGAGGAAGACAAGGCCAUCCGAAAGGUCUCUAGCGCCCGAGCACCAUCUCCAAUGGACCUCCAAGGUGCUGUUGAGGAUAAACCUUUCCAGCAUUAUGCUGACAAAUUUUAA